ACGUCCAUCUUCCAUCUGUCCCAGAAUGUUUUUUUCUCCCUUCCAGGCAGCCUGAGCCGGGCAGGGCCCCUCCCUCUGCUACGGCAGCCCCCCAUCAUGCAGCCCCCACUGGACCUCAAACAGAUCCUGCCCUUCCCACUGGAGCCAGCCCCGACCCUGGGCCUCUUUGGAAACUACAGCACCAUGGACCCUGUGCAGAAGGCUGUGCUUUCCCACACUUUCGGGGGGCCCUUGCUCAAGACCAAGCGGCCAGUCAUCUCCUGUAAUGUCUGUCAAAUCCGCUUCAAUUCUCAGAGCCAGGCUGAGGCACACUACAAGGGUAAUCGCCAUGCCCGAAGAGUCAAAGGUAUCGAGGCCGCCAAGACCCGAGGCAGGGAGCCUGGUGUCCGGGAACCUGGAGACCCAGCUCCACCAGGGAAUACCCCUCCAAGUGGAGAUGGGGUAACCCCCCGUCCAGUUUCCAUGGAGAAUGGAUUGGGUCCUGUCCCAGGAUCCCCAGAGAAACAGCCUGGGUCCCCAUCGCCUCCCAGUGUUCCAGAGAGUGGCCGGGGUAUAACCAAAGGGGAAGGGGGGACUCCAGCCCCCGCUGCCCUGCCUGGAGGUAGCAAGGAAGAGGAGGAGAAAGCCAAGCGACUGCUCUACUGUGCACUGUGCAAGGUGGCUGUGAACUCCCUGUCCCAGCUUGAGGCGCAUAACAAAGGUACUAAGCACAAGACAAUUCUGGAGGCCCGCAGUGGCCUGGGGCCCAUUAAAGCAUAUCCUCGCCUUGGGCCUCCCACCCCCGGGGAGCCCGAAGCUCCUGCCCAAGACCGAACCUUCCACUGUGAGAUCUGCAACGUCAAGGUCAACUCGGAGGUCCAACUGAAACAGCACAUCUCCAGCCGGCGACACCGAGAUGGAGUGGCUGGGAAACCCAACCCACUACUGAGCCGGCACAAGAAGCCGAGGGGCGCCGGGGAGCUGGCGGGCACGCUGACUUUCUCCAAGGAGCUGCCCAAGUCCCUGGCCGGGGGCCUGCUGCCCAGCCCCCUGGCGGUGGCUGCGGUGAUGGCAGCCGCGGCCGGCUCCCCGCUGUCUCUGCGCCCCGCUCCGGCUGCACCUCUUCUGCAGGGACCGCCCAUCACCCACCCCCUGCUCCACCCGGCCCCGGGGCCCAUCCGAACUGCGCACGGACCCAUCCUCUUUUCCCCAUACUGACCUCAACCCGGAACCCCCUCCCGUUCGGUCCCCCCCCACACACACCUCCAAGCCGGGACCCCAGACCUCCAGGGGGGCCCCAGCCCGCCCCUCUUCCCGGCGCUCCCUGAACGAUCUCUCCUUUCCCCCCCACCCCGAAGGUACGGGGGUUCCAGGAAAGGGGAGGGGUAGCGGGGGAGGGGGGCUUCAGAAAGGGGGGAACACCCCAGAUCUCAGGGAACCCCGCCCCCUGCCCUUCCCUCUCCCCUAGAAAUGGAGGGGCCGUCUCACCCCCGAGCCCCCUUUGGAGACACCCCCCUCCCAAAAGCCAUGUCCAUCUAGCCCUCCCCCUCCCCCCAAACCUAGCACAAAACGGGGUUCACAAGCCAUGGUGGGGGGGGAGGUCCCCAGGAUGGGGUGGGGAGGAGGAAAUUGAUUUUCUUGGCAAUAAGUGGACUCUGGGACUCCGGGCCCCCCCCAUACCCCAAACUGAAGCGCUUCCGUGAACCCCCCCACCCUCCGCAGGGGGAGGGUGGCAGGCGGGGUCCCGGGUCCCUCAUUAGCACUUUGGUGUUACCGCCUGCGACCUCACUGUGCCCGCCCCGCGCCCCAGCCCCCUCCCCCGGCCUGGCCGGGGCCAAUUGCGGGGGACAGCACUUGGGUGGGACCAAGGAGAUGCCCCCCCCCGAGACCCUUCCCCGCCUCCUUCCUCCCCAGCCUGGGUUCCAUUCUUCUCACCAGCACCCAUCGCCCAAGGGGUACCGAGGAGGGCAAGGGGUGUCCAGUCCAAGCCCGUGCCCGCCUCGCCUUCCGCAAAACUGUGAGCAAAAAGCAAUAGCCUCGUCCCCGCCCCUUCCCGCAGGAGCCUCCCCCCCCCGUGAC
Messenger RNA from Dipodomys ordii (Ord's kangaroo rat), 2058 nucleotides. RefSeq names its product zinc finger protein 385A (gene Znf385a). The transcript is spliced from 7 exons. Bases 97 to 1197 code for a protein of 366 amino acids. Gene Ontology annotation, molecular function: nucleic acid binding; zinc ion binding. Gene Ontology annotation, cellular component: nucleus. Lineage: Eukaryota; Metazoa; Chordata; Mammalia; Rodentia; Heteromyidae. The record is from RefSeq and is a predicted model, not a curated record.